CCCGGGUGUCUGCUGCCAGCGUCCGCGCGAUGCCCAAGUGGAGCCUGCGGCGGAGGCCGGGCCGCACACUCGGACUCCUGCUGCUGCUGGUCUUGAGCUUCCUGGUGCUCCGCAGGUUGAACUUGAGCACUCUAAUUCCCCUAUGGCUCCAACAUCAGCGUCUGGGACUUCGAACAAAAGGCCCAAACUUCAUGCUGGAGGACUCCACCUUUCAGAUAUUUGGGGGAUCCAUACACUAUUUCCGUGUGCCCAGGGAAUACUGGAGGGACCGCCUGCUCAAAAUGAAAGCCUGUGGCUUGAAUACCCUUACCACCUAUGUGCCAUGGAACCUCCAUGAGCCAGAAAGAGGCAAAUUUGACUUCUCUGGGAACCUGGACCUGGAGGCCUUUAUCCAGCUGGCUGCAAAGAUUGGGCUGUGGGUGAUUCUGCGACCAGGGCCCUACAUCUGUAGUGAGAUUGACCUCGGGGGCUUGCCCAGCUGGCUCCUCCAGGACCCUGGUAUGAAGCUGAGAACAACUUACCAUGGCUUCACUAAAGCAGUGGACCUUUACUUUGACCACCUGAUGUCCAGGGUGGUGCCACUCCAGUAUAAGCACGGGGGACCCAUCAUUGCUGUGCAACUGGAGAAUGAAUACGGUUCCUAUAACAAAGACAGGGCCUACAUGCCUUACAUCAAGAAGGCCUUGGAAGACCGUGGCAUCAUAGAGUUGCUCCUGACCUCAGACAACAAAGAUGGCCUGCAAAAGGGAGUGGUCGAUGGAGUGCUGGCCACCAUCAACUUACAGUCACAACAGGAGCUGAAGGAACUCAGCAGCAUUCUCUUAUCUAUGCAGGGGGUUCAACCGAAAAUGGUGAUGGAGUACUGGACAGGGUGGUUUGACUCAUGGGGUGGCUCCCAUAAUAUCUUGGAUUCCUCUGAGGUCUUGAAAUCAGUGUCUGACAUCAUCAAAUCUGGCUCCUCGAUCAACUUGUACAUGUUCCAUGGAGGCACCAAUUUUGGCUUCAUAAAUGGAGCCAUGCAUUUUAAUGACUACAAGGCUGAUGUCACCAGCUAUGAUUAUGACGCUGUAUUGACAGAGGCUGGAGAUUACACUGCCAAAUACACCAAGCUUCGAGAGCUCUUUGGAACCUUCUCAGGUGUCCCUCCACCACCUCCACCUGAACUUACUGCUAAGAUGGUCUAUGAGCCAAUGAGUCCAUCUUUCUACAUAUCACUGUGGGAUGCUCUCCUGUAUCUGGAUGAGCCAUUCAAAUCUGAGAUACCUAUCAACAUGGAGAACCUGCCAGUAAACAAUGGUAAUGGACAGGCCUUUGGGUAUGUUCUGUAUGAGACCACCAUCUUCUCAUCUGGUGUCCUCAGUGGCCUUGUGCGUGACAGAGGACAGGUCUUUUUGAAUAGAGUAUCCAUAGGAUUCUUGGACUAUAAAACAACGAAGAUUACUAUCCCCUUGACCCAGGGUUACACCAUACUGAGGAUCUUAGUGGAGAAUCGUGGACGAGUCAACUAUGGAAAUAAUAUUGACAGUCAGCGCAAAGGUUUAAUCGGAAAUCUCUAUCUGAAUAAUAACCCUCUGAAAGACUUCAGAAUCUACAGCCUCGAUAUGACAAAGCAGUUCUUUCAGAGGUUCGACAUGAACAAGUGGAGUAUCGUUCCCAAAGAACCUACCUUUCCUGCCUUCUUCUUGGGUGCCUUGUCAGUUGGCGUUUACCCUUCUGACACAUUUCUGAAGUUAGAGGGCUGGGUGAAGGGGGUUGUAUUGGUCAAUGAUCAAAACCUUGGACGCUACUGGAACAUAGGACCUCAGGAGACUCUCUACCUCCCAGGUGUCUGGCUGAACAAAGGACUCAACAAGGUCAUCAUUUUUGAGGAGACAAUGGCAGGUGCCAUCGUACAGUCUACUGAUGUCCCCCACCUGGGCAGGAACCAGUAUGUUAACUGAACAGCAGUCCCAGCAGCUCCUGCUGUGGUUGGCAGCUUCCUCCCUUCCUCUCUACAGGAGAAGUCUUCAGAACUAGCAACCUCAGGGAGCAAAGGGCUAUAGUCAACUCAGUCCAAAAUCCUAAGCCUGAGGGAACUGGAGAUGGGGUAACACUGUCUGGGCAGACUCAUAACGAGAUGGAGUCUCUCCUGGUUUUAUAAAUGGGGCCCAUUCUGCCCUAAUCUUUUAGGGGAGGCCAUAGAGCUGUCUCUGAGCGUAGAGUAUGUAGUUAUAUCCUUCAAAGAAGGUGCUGAAGCUGUGUGGGUACUUCCUUCCUCUGGAAGUGAAAGCCUCCUUGGCUAGCCUGCUGGAUAGACGCAGGCCUUUCAAACAUUCCCAGUGGGGUCUGGCCACAUCCUAGACAGCCACUUUGUGCUCCUGAACUUGUGGGUUUGUCAUUGUUUGUAGAGCAAAGAGAAAGAAGGUCUUACUUGAGUCAACUUUAUUUUAUUUUUCAACUUUCCUCUUGACAGUUCUUGGGAUCUGGAAGAAUCAUGUCUUUUCCUUUUCACCCUGUCUUGUAAUCAGUUGAUAAACUGAGCCUGUGAGAAAACAGGCAUGUUCAAUACUAUCUUUCUAAGUUAAGAGAACAUUUGCUGUUGUCCUCAGUGAGGAGGAAUGUCACUGAAGAAGGAACAGCCUCACUAGGGGAGGAGCUGGUACUUUAGCAGAAACCACCUCACAUCCAUGCUCUGGGGAAGUGAAUGGCAGAAGCCCAGCAAAGUGGCACUGCAUGGCUGCCCUCAACACAGUAGAAUCUGGGGAUAGCUAUGGGUCCACAGGUCUAUCACUAGCUUUGCUUCCACCUCAGCUGAUUCUUUAAAUACUCUGCUUCUCAUUUCUCACUAACAACAGGAAAGGCAGCUUUCUGUCUCAGUUCAGAUUAAAGGCUCUUGUUCUUCGGAACAAGUGCAAUGGCUUGUCUUGGCUUUGCCAUUCUAAAUUUCAAUAAAGCAAUAAAUUU
Molecule: messenger RNA, 2943 nt
Organism: Psammomys obesus (fat sand rat)
Lineage: Eukaryota; Metazoa; Chordata; Mammalia; Rodentia; Muridae
Product: beta-galactosidase-1-like protein 2
Exons: 19
Coding region: 30-1940 (636 amino acids)
Biological process (GO): carbohydrate metabolic process
Cellular component (GO): vacuole
Molecular function (GO): beta-galactosidase activity
Source: RefSeq, a predicted model, not a curated record